Eriocheir sinensis (Chinese mitten crab) is the source of this 9427-nucleotide messenger RNA. Its product is annotated as bromodomain adjacent to zinc finger domain protein 2B-like. The record is from RefSeq and is a predicted model, not a curated record. Lineage: Eukaryota; Metazoa; Arthropoda; Malacostraca; Decapoda; Varunidae. Bases 1 to 4302 code for a protein of 1433 amino acids. The transcript has 15 exons. Gene Ontology annotation, molecular function: protein binding.
AUGACUACAACUAUUACUGCUGCUGGUGCUAUAAGUCACAGUCUGCCCAGCGAAUCCAGAAGUCAUGUCACACUAUCACUGGGGUCACAAAACAGUCCAUGGAAAUCCCAGCAGCUUCUAAAACGACUAUUUCUCAAGGCCACAGGGAAGAGUAACUGGGUUUUCAAGGGUGAUUUUUCCUCUCAAGAUCCAGAAGUCACGUCACACUGUCACUGGGGUCACAAAACAGUCCAUGAGAAAUCCCUGCAGCUUCUUAAACGACCAUUUCUCAAGGCCACAGGGAAGAAGAGUGUGUGCAGGAGGAGUAAGGUCGGCCACUCACCUCCUCUUUCUUCCGUCUUCUCUGGCCGUCAGGAGCGGGAACGUCGGAGGUACCAUGGUGUCCUGGUGCGCGCUAUCGAGGGGAGGAAGAGACAUGAGGAGAGGGAGAGGCGGAGAGAGGAGAUGAAGGAAGAGAAGCGAGCGACACGAGAGAGGAAACGGGAGGAGAGGCUACAGGCGAGAGAACUGAACCAGCUGAUGAAGGAGGUGAAGGAGGACAUGGAGCUGACGGACCACACGCCGCUGCCCGACGCCCCCCGCCUGCAGGGCCUCAGACUUCCCCCCGAGGCCUUUGGGAACAUCCUCAUGGUCUUCGAGUUCCUGCACAACUUUGGGGAGACACUCGGCUUCGACAUGGAGUCGCUGCCGUCGAUCCAGAGCCUGCAGAUGGCGCUACUUAACGACACCGAGAGCGAGGAGGAGCUACUGAGCGUCCUAUCACACCUCUUAGUCUGCGCUAUUGAGGACCCAGGCAUUCCCUCCUCGCAGCGUCACACCACCAUCCUCGGGCAGACCCUCAACCGCGCCGACAUCACCCACGCUAAUAUAUCCGAAAUCCUACGAGUCUACCUCAACGCGAACGCCAUGGGGGAGGUCCGCGUCAUCCACGGCCUCAUGGGAACGGAGAAAGAGCGACGCGAGAACCCGAAGAAGGGACAGGAGUGGGACGCGAGACUGGCGGAAAUGGACGCGUAUAAGAUGGGUCAGUGGUUGGUGGUGAUGCCGUUCCUGGCGCUCAACCCGACGCAGAAGAGCGAGAUCGUGGCGUACGUGUGCAAUGAGCUCCUGCAGAACAAGGCGGUGGUGCGGCAGAUUGAAGACUCGCUUGACCGCCACAACGGACUCAAGACGGAGAAGUGGAAGCUGGACGCGCGGAUCAGGAAACUAAGGAUGAGCGUGGCGCGUAAGAGGAUCUACAACGCUGCGAUGCGCUCCAUGAUGGAACACCGCGGUGGCGAGGACUCCAACAUGUCCAGCGUGUCCUCCUGUCACGGCGGCGACCACGACAAGACCGACGCCAAGAAGGACAAGGACGAGGACAAGCUGGAGGAGGACGAGGAGGACGAGGAGAACGAGAGCGGGAAUGACAGCGAGAACAACCUGGAGGAGAUCCCCGACGAGGAGGACGACAAGAGGCUGAACGCAGACGACGCCUCCAAGACACUGGACAUCCUGCAGCGCCAGAUGAACCAGGUGCGGCAAGACUUGUUUGAGACGGCCCAGCAGGUGCGUGGCUUCAACUGCGGCCAGGACAGGUACCAGAGGACCAUGUGGGUGCUGCCUCACGCCGGGGGCCCCUUCCUGGAGGGCCUCUCGUCCUGCGACUACACGGGGCGGGACCACUUCCCCCUCACCAUCCCCUCCUCCGCCUCCAAGGCCGGCCUCACGCAAGAGGAGCUGGAGGAGAGGCUGGCAGCGGCACGGGAGGAGAAGGAGCGGAAGGCCAAGGAGGAACAGGAGGCCAAGGUGGAGGUGAAGGAGGAGGCGGAGGUGAAGGAGGAGAAGGUGGAGGUGAAGACUGAAGUGGAGGUGAAGACGGAGAAGGAGGAGGAGGAGGGUAAGGAGGGCGAGGGCGUGGACGUGAAGCCUCCCGCCGCGCCCCUCCUGCAGGUGAAGAAGGAGGAGGAGCUGAAGGAGGAGGCGGAGGAGAGCGACGUCCCGGAGAUCCCCAAGCGCGGGGCGGGGCGGGGCGAGGACAGGGUGCGGGAUGACUCGCGUGCCCCGUCAGGCCAGAAUGGCAUCAUGGAGAACAGGGAGGCCAUGAGCAGCGCCAUCGCCGACCUCUACCCCCCCAUGCUGGGUUCCAACCUCAGCCCCUACCUGGUGAACGGCCUCAAGGAGACGCCCCCGCCGCCCCCCAACGCCGGGGAGGGCAUCGACCCCAACCUGCUGGCCCUGGGUCUGGGCCUGGUGCCCGGCCAGUACCUGCGGCCCGAGCAUGUGGCCCAGCGGGAGAAGCUGGCCUUCAGCCUGCUGCCACGCACCCCCUGUGAUGUGUCCACCAUGGAGGCCCUGCCCAGCGGUCACACCCCACACGGUACCCCGCGGGGCUCCCCCAGAGAGGCCUCCCCCUGCCCCAGGUACAAUGGUCCCCACAGCCCCAUGCCAGGCACCCCCCACGGCCCCAGCAGCACGCCCGGCCCCCCCGCCACCCCAGCAACCCCACUCAACACUCCACUAGCAGUCAGCACCCCCAAGCCCCCCGCCCCACCCCCUGCCACGCCAGGCACCAAUACCAUGGAGGUCAGCGCUGGCCAAGAGGUUAACGCCACCCCUAGCGUGACUGCCACCCCAGACCAAGCCUCAGCCACCCCAGGGAACACCACCGCUGAUGCCACCAACACCACGGACCUCACUGCCACCCCAGGAGGGCUGCCAGCCACCCCGGCCCCCGGCACAACCCCCUCAGACGCUGCGUUGGCCAACACCCCCGGCGGCGGCAUCCAGUCCCUGCCACACAAGGAGCUGCUGGAACGCCUGCACCAGACGGCUGAGGCGCUGCCCAUCCCCGACGAGUACAAGACGGGCUGGUGGCACCUCGGCGACAUGGACCAGCUGAAGGAGAUGAUCGGCGCGCUGAACGAGAGGGGCGUGCGCGAGAGGGAGCUCAAGAGGUUCAUCGAGAAGAACUUUUCCAUCGUGAAGAACGCUAUAUCGAAGAUUGACGCCGACGCCACCAACCUGGAGACCGACCCAGAGGAGGCCGCCAAGGUGGUGUACGAUGAGUUUGGGACGCCAGUGGCCGAUCAGCCGCAGCACUGGCUCCCGGACGUGGCGCUGAGGGUGGACUUUGCCAUCCUGGACUCUGUCUACGCCAUGGAGGAGAAGAUCACCAACGCCUCCAUGCAGAGUAAGAGUUGGCGGCUGAACGACAACGGGGAGCGCCAGGUGGGUGAGUUCCGCGCAUCAUGCCUGGAGCCGACGGAUGAGGGGGACAGCCGCCUCAACCCCAUACACAUCGGAAGGGACCGGCUGUUGGCGCUGGAAGAAGGAAUUGAGCGACGGUACCUCAAGCCGCCCCUCGGCGUACCAGUGAACCCCAAGAAUGACCAAGCCCCAGACACCAAGGAGGUACCCAAGGGCCUGCAGGUGUGGCGGGAGGCGGUGGGCAAGGCGGAGACGGCGGCCCAGCUGGCGAUGUGCACCUAUAUGCUGGAGACAGCCGUGGCGUGGGACAAGAGCAUCAUGAAGGCAUACUGUCAGUUCUGCCACAGCGGGGACCACGAGGAGAAGCUGCUGCUGUGUGACGGGUGUGACAAGGGCUACCACACACACUGCUUCAAGCCUCCCAUGAACAACAUUCCCGACGGAGACUGGUACUGCUACGAGUGCGUCAACAAGUUCAGCGACACGGCCCAGCGGCACUGCCUGGUGUGUGGAGGCACCGAGGGCCGCACGCUGGUCCACUGCUCCGUGUGUCCCCGCGCCUACCACACCACCUGCAUCACGCCAAACUUGAAUAAGGUGCCCCGGAACAAGUGGGUCUGCCCCGCCUGCACCAGUAAGAGUCCGCGGGGUCGCCGAGGUCGUGCCAAGAAGGUGAGUGAGAGCAACGCCUCCGCCCCGCCCCCUGACCCGCCCCCCGACGCCGUGGAUGAGCCCCAGGGAGCCGUGUCACCCGCCGUCUCCAAGAAGGACCGCGCCAAUAAGAAGAAGGAGCAGAAGGACCUCCAGGCGUGCAAGACCAUCGUUGGCGAGCUUGAGGUUCACGAAGAUGCCUGGCCGUUCCUCCUGCCCGUAAAUACCCGCCAGUUUCCCACCUACAAGAAGAUCAUCCGCCGCCCCAUGGACCUCUCCGUCAUCAAGAAGAAGCUGGAGGAUAAUCAGUACAAGUCGCGGGAGGAGUUCUGCGAGGACCUCCGACUCAUGUUCAACAACUGUGAGACCUUCAAUGAGGACGACUCCCCCGUGGGCAAAGCCGGGCACAAUCUGCGAUCCUUCUUCGAGACGCGGUGGAACGAGAGCUUCCCCCCUACCUAGACUGCCCCCCACCCCCCCACUCAGAACUUCCCCCGACUUAGGCUGCCCCCCACCCCCCACCCAGAACUUCCCCCAACUUAGGCUGCCCCCCUCAUCCCCCCACCCAGAACUUCCCCCCGACUUAGGCUGCCCCCUCACCCGCCAAAUGCCCCCUACCCCCGACCCCUCACCCAUCACCUGGUUCUUUCACCCUAUACCCAUUCUAAGUGCCCCCACCAUAGCCCAGUUUUUUUGAGAAGGGUUAGAAUGAGAAUUUUCACCUCCCUUCACCUUCUCCUUUCCCUCCUCCUCUUCCUUCUCCUCUUCCUUCUUCCUCUGUCCAUUACCUGUUCUGUCCAGCCGUCCCUCCUCCUCCUCCUCCUCCUUCCUCCAUUUCUUACCUGUUCUUUCCAAUCCUACCUCCUCCUCCUCCUCCUCCUCCUUCCUCCUCCUUCCUCCAUUCCUUCCUUGUUCUUUCCACUCCUCCUCCUCCUCCUCCUCCUUCCCUUUCUCCUCCGCCUUCCCCCAUUCCUUCCCUGUUCUCUCCACCUCUACCUCCUCCUCCUCCUCCUUCUCCUUCCUCCAUUUCUUUCCUGUUCUUUCCACUCCUGCCUCCUCCUCCUCCUCCUCCUCUUUCCUCUCCUCCUUCCUCCAUUCCUUCCCUGUUCUGUCCACCCCUACCUCCUCCUUCUCUUUCUCCUCCUCCUUCCUCCAUUCCUUCCCUGUUCUCUCCACCCCUACCUCCUCCUCCUCCUCCUCUUCCUCUCCUUCCCCACCUCCUCCCGUUCCUUCCCUGUCCUAUCCACCCCUACCUCCUCCUCCAUCUCCUCCUUCUCCUCCUCCCCCUUCCCCCCUCUAUGUCCUCCUCCUCCUCUUCCUCACCCCUCCCUUCCCUCCCACCCCAAGAAGUAGUGAACCAGUUCUAAUGGCGGCAAAAUAUCUCAGUUCGUAAAUUCAUCCGUGAUUUUUAUGGGUGACUUUCGUAAACAAGGCAUUAGGGAGUGUGUGUGUGAGGGAGGGCUGACUGACCAACACAUACACACACACACACACACACACACACACACACACGCAGACACACAUGUACGUAACUUUCCCAAUGUGUGUGUGUAUAUGUGUGUGUUUGUGUAUGUGUGCAUGUGUGUGUGUUUGGUUGGCUCUCCCCUUCCACCCCACUCCCCUUCCUCCCCAACCACCGCCGACGCAAGAUAUGUGAAGAGACACUGACCCUUCUGUGUUUGUGCGUGUGUUGGGGUGAGAAAUAUUUUAGUCUUCGUCGAAAACGUAAACAAAAGACGGAAAAUGGAAAGAACGGAAACGGGAUGAAUGAACGGAAGUCGGAAAUGGAAGAAGCGAAUGAGAGAAUUGGGAAACAGUGGAACAGAAGAAAUUAAAUUGAGAGAUAGUAAAAUGUAAACAAAAACAAACGACAGAAAAUGGGAAAAACAGAAACGUAAUGAAUGAACGGAAGUCGGACACGGAACAAGCGAAAGAGAGAAUUGGGAAACAGUGGAACGGAAGAAAUGAAAUAGAAAGAGAGAUAGGAAAAUAUGAUGAAGGGAAACAAGAAGAAAGAAAGUAUGUAUAUAUUGAAGAAAGAAGUAUAAGAAAAAAGAAGAAAAAGGGAAGUAUUUAUUGAAGAAGUCUUGUAUGAAAGGACGCUCAGGAAGAAGAAAGAGAUAGAAGAGAGAAUUAGAAAACUGUGAUGUAAAGGGAAGAGGAAAAUGAAGUGUAUUUGAGUCUACUGAUGGAAUAGAAGAAACUGAGAUGAAAGAAAUAAUGAGGAAAUAGAAGAAAAUGAAGUGAUGAAAGAAAUGAGGAAAGAAUUGAAGUGAUAAAAAUUAAUAAUAGAGUGAAUGAGAGAGAGAGAGAGCAAAAAAAACAGAAAAUAAGAGGAAAAUAAGGAAUAAAAAAUGAAAGUGAAGGAAAUAAGAAAAAGAAUGGAGAGGAGGAAAAAAAAGAAAAUAAAGGAUAAGAAAUGAGAUAAAGAAAUGGAAGAGAGGGACAAAGUGUGAGAGAGAGAGAGAGAGAGAGAGAGAGAGAGAGAGAAACACACAUUCCCAAAACGGACUAAGGGGAACAGACCUACUUUCUCUCUCUCUCUCUCUCUCUCUCUCUCUUUUACUUAAUAUACGAUGAAAGAAAAAAAAGGAAAAAAUCAUCACCGUUGUCUCAUCUGAAAAUUGACGACGAUGGUGCAGGAAAAGAAAAGAAAAGAAGAGAAAAAAAUAAACUGUACGCAAGACUCAUGGUGCCACACACACACACACACACACACACACACACACACACACACACACACACACACACACACACACACCGAGACCGUUCAGAAAAGUUUGUGCGACGUGAGGGAGAAAAAAAAUUACGAGUGAGCGACUUCACGAGGAGGAAGAAAGUAAUAUUAGCGGAAAAAGUGCGUACGUGCGUUUGUGUGUGUGUGUGUGUGUGUGUGAAAAAAUAGGACCUGUGAUUGUUAUGUACUGUACAGGAACACACACAGUUGUAAUAUACCUCUUCCUCCUCCUCUUCUUCCUCCUCCUCCUCCUCCUUCUCUUCAACCACUCCAUUCCACAUCCUAAAGAAUUGUGGCAUUGUAUUUUCCUCUCUCCUCCUCCUCCUCCUCCUCCUCCUUCUCCUCCUCUUCCACAGUUGAUAUUAGUGAAAAAAUAAAAAUGCAAGUUGUGUCGAUAAAAUGUUAUGUAAAAAUAGGCCUAAGAAGUUUGACCGCAGUUGAAAGAACGGCAGAUAUUUGACGAGUAUUUAUGUGUGUGUUUGCGUGUUUGUAUCAGAGAGAGAGAGAGAGAGAGAGAGAGAGAGAGAGAGAGAGAGAGAGAGAGAGAGAGAGAGAGAGAGAGAGGGCAGCAUUACUAUUUCUAAAGCAAACAUUCAUGACUUUUCACACGCACACACACACACUCUCACAAAAUGGUGUCACAAUAUAUAUAUACUAGCAAAAUAAAGAAGAAGAAAGAGGAGGAGAAGGAAGGAAAAAACAAGUAAAUAUGUAUCAUAGUAGAAUAGAAUGGGAGGGGAAGGAAGGAAGGAAGGGAGAGAAAGAAAGAAGAUAAACAAAGGGUUGAAAAACUGCAUUAUCCUCCCAUCUCCCUUUGAAGUGGUGUAAAAUUCUUUAAUCCCUUCCCUCCAUCUCUCCCUCUCUCUCUCCCUUCCUCAGCCUCUGUCAGGGAUCAUUAGGGAGAAAAAUGGUGUGUGUGUACGUGUGUGUGUGUGUGUGUACAUAGUGACAUAGCGAGGGUAGAAAGUCACAUUAAACUAUUUAUUUACAUGUAGGGUAGAGGCGAGAGAGAGAGAGAGAGAGAGAGAGAGAGAGAGAGAGAGAGAGAGAGAAUCACCUCAUCUAUUAUUGCAGCUCUUUCAUAACUUUCUCUCUCUCUCUCUCUCCCUCUCCCUCUCUCUCGGACCUGUCUAGAAAGAAUACUCACUUAAGGAAAAAUAGACAGACCGGGUUGUGCGAGUGGGAUGGUGAUGAUGGUGGUGAUAAUGGUGAUGAUAUGUGUGUAUGGAGUCACUGUAUAUUGUGUGGUGAUAGAGGAAGAGGAGGAGGAGGAGGAGGAGGAAUGCAAGUUAUGUGUGUGUUAGAUAAAUGAGGUCACUGUAUAUUGUAUGGUAUUAGAGGAAGAAGAAGAAGAAGAAGAAGAAGGAAUGCAAGUUAUGUGUGUUAGAUGAAUGAGGUCACUGUAUAUUGUAUGGUAUUAGAGGAAGAAGAGGAAGAGGAAGAGAAGAAGGAAUGCAAGUUAUGUGUGUUAGAUGAAUGAAGUUGCUGUAUAUUUUGUAGCAUUAAGAAAAAGAGAAGAGGAGAAAGAGGAGGAGGUAUGCAAGUUAUAUGUAUGUGUGUGUGUACGUGUGUGUGAAAUCAGGUUCCGUUAGCUUAAGAGAAUGGUACGGAAGUCUUUCUCUAUAUGUAACUCUCCCUCUCCCUCUCCCUCUCUCGUGUCUCGGGUGUCAUUCUUAACAUUGUCAUUAUUUUCUUAACUCGUGCGCUUGUGUCUGAGCGAUGAUGCACAAAGUAGGAGCAAUUCUCGCGUCUAAUUUAUUGGCUGUGUGCCCUCGAUACCCCUUACCCCCUCCCCCUUUAACCCCCGACCCUGAACCUUAUUUAUUACCCAUCAGCGUUAGCUCCGAGAUCGUCACAACUUUUUUUUUCGUAUUUCGCCUACCAUUUAUUUAUUUUUAUUUUUUUUUCCAUAUCGAGAAACACAAAUGGUUGACAGUGCAAAGGAGAUAGAUGCUGGAUGGUUAGACAGUAAGAUGGUUAUGUAUGGAUUUUUUUUUCUCUUAUUUAUGGCAUUUUUUUUAUAUACACACAAUGGGCGAAAUGCAAUUGUUCUCUUUAAUUCGACUAGUUAGUUUUCUUGGGGUCAAAGUUGCCAAGUACCGCCAUAUUCUCAUCUUUUUCGUCUCGGGUGUCGUGGGCGUAACGGCGGACCAUCACGUUCUUCCCUAGUUUUGUAUCUCGUGUAACGGAAAGAAAUCGAUUGUCGCCGAUACGACCACACAAGAGAAGGGAAAGUUUGGGAAUAUGGCAGUACAUGGCAACACUGUCCCGAGGAAAAGCCGAGUCUUAUUAAAUGCAGAGUUACGAGUUACCUUCGUACGUCAGGUCGUGAGUGUCAUCUGUGCGUUCUGCCGACACAAAGUUUUGACUCGGCAGAUAUCGAGAAAUCACGUUUUUUUAUAUAUAUUUUCGUCUCCGCAGUCUAAGUUAUUAUCCUCUUUUCACUCACAGGGCACAGAACGAGUAUCAAAAAAACACACACAAUGAUGCAGUAAUCGUAAUGGAUACAUAAUACUACAUAAAUAAUUAUACAUACCUAGCGUUGAUAAUCUUAUUAAUAGUUAAGUGAAAACAUGUUCAUUCAUUCAUUGUUCAUCGGAGGGAGAAACGGCGAGUCACAGACGGAGGCAAAGGUUCAUUCGUUUGUUUCCCGCACACACCGCUACAUUACUACCCCUGCGUUACGACUCCACUCUUCCCUCUUCCCCCACGUGACGGAGGAGAGAACGCGGGUCGCCUCCUGGGCCGCCCGCCUGUAUGUAUGUGUCAUUAUUUCAUUUAUUGUAUACAAGAAGAAGUUUCAAUCUUUGUACAGCGUCUAGUUCUUAAUAAAGUACGUCCAACAGGAGG